AUGAAUAUAAAAGAAUUUUUUUUUAAAUUUCUAAGCUGGUUUAGUUGCUGCACGCAAAACCUAUACAAUAUAACUCACAUUAAUUCUAAAUGGAAAAAAAAGAAAAAAUCAGGCCAAACUGCUAGGAAAUCCAGUGGGAUCAAAAGUGUUCCCACCGUUUAUAGGUCCAACUCGUUCUUGGACAAUAGACCUCAAUUUGGCAAGGUUUUCUCGACAAUAAAUGAAGAAAUAAGGAGAGAGGAGUCUAUUUAUAUUUUGAAGCAGCCUAGUAGACAAGGAUCUAGUUCAAAUUUUAAUUUGACGAGACAUGGAUCACUAUCUAAUUUGUCUGGGUUGACAAGAUACGAUUCAUCCUCAAGUGUAAAUAAAUAA
Babesia microti strain RI is the source of this 372-nucleotide messenger RNA. RefSeq lists its product as hypothetical. The coding region runs from base 1 to 372 and encodes 123 amino acids. The record is from RefSeq and is a predicted model, not a curated record. Lineage: Eukaryota; Apicomplexa; Aconoidasida; Piroplasmida; Babesiidae. The transcript has a single exon.